Molecule: messenger RNA, 3923 nt
Organism: Plectropomus leopardus (leopard coralgrouper)
Lineage: Eukaryota; Metazoa; Chordata; Actinopteri; Perciformes; Serranidae
Source: RefSeq, a predicted model, not a curated record
ACAAAACGCCAGAGAGAGGAGGGAGAGAAACGGUUUGAAAGCCGGUAAUUAGUGACGUGCCUUCCCACCGAGGAGAGCAGACGCCGCUGGGAGGGAGAGCAGCCCGGUGGCGGAUGAACAGGGACUCCGUGAAACCACCGGGGCGAUGAGGAGAGGAGACGACGGGCGACAGAAAGCCUUCUGCCGCAGAGGAAACCCAGAUUAGGCUGAUUUGACAAACCGGCAUCCCCUGUGCGUGCACACCGCGUCACCUCUCCUGCGACUUCCACCCACCGCGACCACCCAGCAGGUUGGCGGUGCAGGGUGGAGCUGGACGCACGGACAGCCGGCAGGAUCCUGCUCCGAUUAGAUGAUCUCCGUCAUCACCGGCUCUGGCCCCUGUUUAGCGGAUGAGCGAGCCCCGGGGAGAGGGGCGCCCCUGUGACCGGAGGAGGGUUGGAUUCUCCCCGGCUGGUGACCUGCUGCUCCGGGGAACACCGAUGCGUCCGGCAGCCCCUGAUGCUCGGCAGUGCUCCGGGGCUUUCCGGUCGGUGGGAGAGGCUCGAGCCGCGGCCGCGCGCUAGGAUGUUGCGCCAGGUGUUGCACGCGGGCCUGAGGACCUCCUUCCACGCGCUCGGCCGGUUCGUGGCGAGCCACCCGGUGUUCUUCGCCUCGGCGCCCGUGCUCCUGUCCAUCCUGCUUGGGGCCAGCUUCAGCCGCUACCGCGUGGAGGAGGAUGUGGAGAGCCUGCUCGCGCCCAAGCACAGCUUGGCCAAGAUAGAGGGCAACCUGGUGGACAGCCUGUUCCCCGUGAACCGAUCCAAGCACGCGCUCUACUCUGACCUGCAGACGCCGGGACGCUACGGGCGCGUGAUUGUCACCACCAGAAAGGGGAGCGUGCUGGACCCGGUUCAUCUGGACACCAUAUUGAAGCUCCAUAAGCGGAUCUACCAGAUGCAGGUGACGGUCCCGGCCACGGGCGCCAACAGCUUCAACUACUCCUUCUCCUACCUCUGCCUCCCUGACGACAAGAACGUGUGCAUCAUCGAUGACAUUAUUCGCGCCAUGGAGGAGAUCCAGUCAGCCCGCACCUCCAACCGCUCCGUCCCCAUCCUGCGGUACCCGAUCACACAGCUGGCAGACGGGCGCCAGGCGUACAUUGGCCACCAGCUGGGUGGCGUGCAGGGCUGGGGGCCCAGCGGGGCGGUGCGGGGUCCUGGGACAGGAGCCAGGGGAGAAGGUGUGCGUUCUGCGAGGGCGCUGCAGCUCACCUACUACCUCCAAGCCCGCGGUGGCCUGAUGGAUCGGGUGGCCAGCCAAUGGGAAAAGGCCUUUUGUGCUGAGUUGCAGCAUUUUGCAGCGUUGCACCCUAAACUCGGCUUGUACCCGUCAACUUCCUCGUCUCUGAGGACAGACUUCCAGUUCUCUUCAGUGCUGGCGCGCCGCCCCCUGUUGGCCAGCCUGGGGGCGUGCGGUGUGCUGGCCGUCCUCUGCUGCUCCAUGAGGGACUGUGUGAGGUCUAAACCCUGGUUGGGACUGUUGGCUCUGCUGUCAAUCACACUGUCGGGCCUCACUGCUGCUGGGAUCCUCAACCUGACCGGGGCCACCUACAACUCCACGUACCUGGGCAUCCCUUUCGUCAUGCUCGGUCAUGGGCUCUUCGGCUCCUUCGAGAUACUCUCAUCAUGGAGGCGAACCCGUGAGGACCAACAUGUGAAGGAACGCGUGGCGAGCGUCUUCGAAGACGUCAUGCUGCGCUUCUCUGGCUCCACCAUGCUCCACCUGAUGACCCUGGGCCUGGCCGCCUCGCCGCUCACUAACAUGGAGGCUGUCCGUCUCUUCUGCCGCACCGCCGCCUUGGCCGUCACCAUCAGCUACGUUUACAUGUUGUCCUUCUACAGUUCCUGUCUCGUGUUCACUGGAUACUUAGAGACCGGCUACAGACACGGCUGCUUCUGCCGGCGGGUCCCCAAACCGGACCGGCUGGACUCUAAACCGGCCUGGUACAGGUGUCUCAUGUACACCCGCUACCAGGAUGAGGCGCAGACAACCAACCCGCCACAAGGGGUCGCUCACAGUCAUGCUCACACGCCAAACUCCAACCUUACUCACACACAUGCACACACACACCCGCACACAGUUAACAACCCCGCUGCACACGGACACGGCCAUGUAGCUAACUCCACACAUGCACAUCCACACCCACACACACAUUCCACGGCCAACACGGACCCUCAUCCUCAGGACUCGCACCUUUUGCUGGGGUGUGUGAGGCGUUGCUAUGGAGACUGGAUCACUAACACUUAUGUCAAACCGUUUGUGGUCCUGCUGUAUCUGGUUUACAUCUCAUUUGGAUUGAUGGGCUUCCUGCAGGUGACCCAGGGUUCAGACCCCAGUGCUCUGGUUGCCAUGGAUACAGCGACAGUAUUGUACACCCGUGCCCAGCAGCGUUACUUCAGCUCGUACUCCCCAGUCAUUGGAUUUUACAUCUAUGAAAGCGCCCCCUACUGGAACGCCUCAGUGCAGCGGGACCUGCUGGAAUACGCCAAAGGCUUCCAGCGAAUCAGCUGGCUGGAAGCGUACCUGAACUACCUGUCAGAUCGCAACGAGUCCACCAGCCAGCCACGGGAAAACUUCACCCACACGCUCCGCCACUCUUUCCUCCGCGAGCCGCAGUUUGCUCACUUCGCAGACGACAUCAUAUUUGCAGAGCGUGGUCAAGGCGAGGAACCAGACGUGGCAGCUUCCCGAAUCUUCCUGGUGGCCAAGACGACGGAGAACAAGCGGGAGGAGAUGUCAGUGCUGCUGGACACGCUGAGACGCUUGUCGCUGACCUCACGUGUCCGCUUCUUGAUCUUUAACCCCUCCUUCGUCUACCUGGACCGCUAUGCUGCUGCGGUCAGCUCCCCCCUCAGACACUCACUGCUGGCGGUGCUCUUCCUGUUAGGUCUUUCCUCGCUGGCCGUCGUGGAGCCGCUGGUCUCCGUGUGGCUGGGCCUCACCCUGCUCUCCGUUCAGUUUGGGGUGCUCGGCUUCAUGACCUUAUGGGGUGUGGAGCUGGACUGCAUGUCUGUGUUGUGUCUGAUCUCCGCCUUGGGGCACUCGGCGGACUGCAGCGGCCCCCUCCUGUGCGGUUUCGCCUCGGGUCGGGGUGACAGCAGGACUCGCUGGGUGAGAGUGGCGCUGGAGAGACACGGCGUUCCCUCUUUACAGACGCUCAUCUGCUACAGCGCCGCCCUGGUGCCUGUUGGCUCUGUACGCUCCAACCUCACACGCACACUGUUUCGCUGCCUCACCCUCACGGCCGGCUGCUCGGCUCUGCACACGCUCGCUUUCCUGCCCACCCUCCUCACUUUCCUGCCUCCCUCCAAGAGUCGGGGACACCGGCCUGACGGAGAGGGGCAGCGGCAGGAGGUGGAGUGUGUUGAAAUGAACGACAGCACUCGAGUGGUCGACCAGAUCACCACUGUCUGAGCACAGGAUGAUGAUGUUUUUUGGUCCUGUCGGCUAGGAAUUGAUUUGUUGUAGUCUGAGCUGCAUGCUGCAGACAAGAAUGUCGAUCCUUGAGACGAGAGGAAGAAAUGGCGAGUGUCGCUCCGAGAAAGAAAAAUAGUGGUAGAGGGUCAAGAGGAAACCGUAAAGGAGAGUGGGAGGCAAGCGAAGACAAGAAGAGAGGUUUCCAAUGCAGCGUAUCCAUGGUUACCUGCUUGUUGCCAGUGCUGAGGGGCAUGUGAAUGAGCUCUUUUGCAAACAGCCAAUCAGAAGUUGAGGUUCAGCCGAGGUCAGGUCUUGCUGUGACGUUAUCACAGAGGAAGUGCCACUUUUUUUUUUUUUUUUUUUUUUUUUUUUCACGUCUCCAAAAAGUUGCUUUAGAUCUGAUCACACUGUUUGGCUACUGCUAUCUGUCCGCCAUAUCAAGUUGCACAAAUACAGCUACAAUGACA